Chinchilla lanigera (long-tailed chinchilla) is the source of this 5719-nucleotide messenger RNA. It is a transcript of the gene Rapgef1, whose product is annotated as Rap guanine nucleotide exchange factor (GEF) 1. Lineage: Eukaryota; Metazoa; Chordata; Mammalia; Rodentia; Chinchillidae. The transcript is spliced from 27 exons. Gene Ontology annotation, molecular function: guanyl-nucleotide exchange factor activity. Gene Ontology annotation, biological process: positive regulation of GTPase activity; Ras protein signal transduction. The record is from RefSeq and is a predicted model, not a curated record. Bases 150 to 3932 code for a protein of 1260 amino acids. Gene Ontology annotation, cellular component: plasma membrane.
UUUCCGAGGAGGCUGCACCGGGGCUGUGCUGCUGGGAGAUUUGGGGUGUCCCGAAGAUGACGCCCCUUUUGGCUGACGAUUCCGUCCUUAUUUACUGUGUGACAAACACAGCAGGGUUUGGAAGGGCCCUGUGAUCCUUUGGCUUUAGAAUGGGCAAUGCUGUUGAGAAGCAGAAGCCCCUGAGGAAAAGCACUGUGUGUCCCUGGAAACCAGACUCUCAGCGCUCCCACCUCUCCUCCUUCACCAUGAAGCUCAUGGACAAAUUCCACUCGCCCAAAAUCAAGAGGACGCCGUCGAAGAAGGGCAAGCCGGCCGAGGUGUCCGUGAAGACCCCGGAGAAGCCUGUCAACAAGGAGGCAAGAGACAGAUUUCUACCAGAGGGCUACCCUAUCCCCUUGGAUCUGGAGCAGCAGGCAGUAGAAUUUAUGUCCACCAGUGCUGUGGCUUCCAGGUCUCAGAGGCAGAAGAACCUGAGCUGGCUGGAAGAGAAAGAAAAGGAAGUGGUCAGUGCCUUGCGCUACUUUAAGACCAUUGUAGACAAAAUGGCCAUUGAUAAGAAGGUGCUGGAGAUGCUCCCAGGCUCGGCCAGCAAGGUGCUAGAGGCCAUCCUGCCCCUGGUGCAGACAGACCCACGGAUCCAGCAGAGCUCAGCUCUGUCGUCCUGCUACAGCCGAGUGUACCAGAGUCUCGCCAACCUCAUCCGGUGGUCAGACCAGGUGAUGCUGGAAGGUGUGAACUCAGAGGACAAGGAGAUGGUGACAACGGUGAAGGGCGUCAUCAAGGCGGUGCUGGACGGAGUGAAGGAGCUGGUCAGGUUGACCAUCGAGAAGCAGGGCCGACCGUCUCCGACGAGCCCUGUGAAGCCCAGUUCUCCAGCCGGCAAACCCGACGGCCAGCCCGAGCUCCCCCUGACUGACCGAGAGGUGGAGAUUCUAAACAAGACGACAGGGGUGUCGCCGUCGGCCGAGUUGCUGCCAGACGCUGCAGAUGAAGAGGUCGCACCCCCCAAGCCUCCUCUACCUGGCAUCCGGGUGGUGGACAACAGUCCACCAGCACUGCCACCCAAGAAAAGGCAGUCGGCUCCGUCCCCUACCCGUGUGGCCGUGGUGGCCCCCAUGAGUCGAACCACCAGCGGCUCCAGCUUGCCUGUUGGAAUUAACCGGCAGGACUUCGAUGUGGACUGUUACACGCAGAGGCGACUCUCGGGAGGCAGCCACUCGUACGGCGGGGAGUCGCCCCGCCUGUCCCCCUGCAGCAGCAUGGGCAAGCUCAGCAGGUCUGAUGAGCAGCUCUCCUCUCUGGACAGGGACAGCGGGCAGUGCUCCCGGAACACAAGCUGUGAAACACUAGAUCACUAUGACCCCGACUACGAGUUCCUGCAGCAAGACCUCUCCAACGCAGACCAGAUACCUCAGCAGAUGGCCUGUCACCUCAGCCCAUUGCCAGAGUCCUUGGGGGAGUCUGGGUCUCCGUUUCUUGGCCAUCCUUUCCAGCUGCCACUUGGCAGCUGUCCCCAGCCCGAGGGCCCCUCAGCCACGGACACCCCACCCGCCCUGCCUGAAAAGAAGCGCAGGAGUGCAGCCUCGCAGACCGCGGACGGCUCUGGCUGCAGGGCGUCCUAUGAGCGGCACCCCUCGCAGUAUGACAACAUCUCAGAGGACGACCUGCAGAGCUCCACGCCGGCCCCAUCCGUCCCCUACUCGCCCUUCGCUGCUCUCCUGCCCUUCCAGCAAGGAGGCUCCUCAGUGCCCAUGGAGUUUGUGGGUGAUUUCACCACUCCCGAGUCAGCGGGUGACCCCGAGAAGCCGCCUCCUCUGCCGGAAAAGAAGAACAAGCACAUGCUGGCCUACAUGCAGCUGCUGGAGGACUACUCGGAGCCUCAGCCCUCCAUGUUCUACCAGACGCCGCAGAGCGAGCACAUCUACCAGCAGAAGAAUAAGAUGCUCAUGGAGGUGUACGGUUUCAACGACUCCUUCAGCGGGGGGGACUCCAUGCAGGAGCUGGCCCCACCACCCGCCCUGCCCCCCAAGCAGCGGCAGCUGCAGGCCUCCUAUGCUGCUUCUUCCUUCUCCUCUGUCUCCCACUGUGUCCAGCAAACUAAAGUGGCCUUCACCCCCGAUGACGGCAGUGCCACUCAGGGCCUCAGUGUGUCCAUGUCUAACUCCUUUCUCAGCCGGCAUGGCAGCUUGCCUGUGCCCUCGUACAAGUCUGUGUUUAGGUCCUACUCCCAGGACUUCGUGCCUCACCACCAAGCUUCCAUCCAACCUUUCCUUCCGCCUACCUCCUCUUCCUCUCCACAUUUCCCACCUGUCCACCCGUCUCCAAGCUUGGACUUGGCGGGCCCCGCCGUAGCCAGCCCACCUCCCCGCACCGUGGAUGGGCCUCUCUCAUCUUCCCAGGAGAGCAGCUUUCAUGGGAACCCUGUCUGCCUUCCUUCCGAAAGCUCUUUCACUGAUCCGAGCGAGAAGGCCAGCGAGGAAGCUGGUGAGGGUGAAUACGUCAGUCUGUAUUCCUCGGGCCAGAGCAGUGUGGAACUGGCUCGCUCUCGAGGAGAGACGCCCACCGGGAAAGAUGGGCACCCCAGGGACCCCUCAGUGGGGAGCAGCAUACCUGGCAAGGACAGCAGAGAUGGCAGUGAGAGAGUCCCGAAGUCGCCAGAUGCCCUGGAGUCAGCUCAGUCAGAGGAGGAAGUGGACGAGCUGUCCCUCAUCGACCACAACGAAAUUAUGGCCAGGCUGACGCUCAAGCAAGAGGGUGACGACGGGCCGGAUGUCCGUGGAGGAUCAGGAGACAUCUUGCUGGUUCAUGCUACUGAGACGGACAGGAAAGACCUGGUCCUGUACUGCGAGGCCUUCCUGACCACCUACAGAACCUUCAUCAGCCCCGAGGAGCUCAUCAAGAAGCUGCAGUACCGAUACGAGAAGUUCUCGCCCUUCGCCGACACGUUCAAGAAGCGUGUGAGCAAGAACACAUUCUUCGUGCUGGUGCGGGUUGUGGACGAGCUCUGCCUGGUGGAGCUGACGGAGGACAUCCUCAAGCUGCUGAUGGAGCUGGUCUUCCGCCUGGUGUGCAGUGGGGAGCUCAGCCUGGCCCGCGUGCUGCGGAAGAACAUCCUGGACAAGGUCGACCAGAAGAAGCUGCUCAGGUGUGCCAACUCCGACCAGCCCCUGGCAGCCAGGGGCGUCGCGGCCAGGCCCGGGACCCUGCAUGACUUCCACAGCCACGAGAUAGCUGAGCAGCUCACCCUGCUGGACGCCGAGCUCUUCUACAAGAUAGAGAUUCCUGAGGUUCUGCUUUGGGCGAAAGAGCAGAAUGAGGAGAAGAGCCCCAACCUGACCCAGUUCACAGAGCACUUCAACAACAUGUCUUACUGGGUCCGCUCCAUCAUCAUGCUGCAGGAAAAGGCGCAGGACCGGGAGCGGCUGCUCUUAAAGUUCAUCAAAAUCAUGAAGCACCUGCGGAAGCUGAACAACUUCAACUCCUACCUGGCCAUCCUCUCGGCGCUGGACUCGGCGCCCAUCCGCAGGCUGGAGUGGCAGAAGCAGACCUCGGAGGGCCUGGCCGAGUACUGCACGCUCAUCGACAGCUCGUCCUCCUUCCGCGCCUACCGGGCCGCCCUCUCAGAGGUGGAGCCCCCGUGCAUCCCGUACCUGGGUCUGAUCCUGCAGGACCUGACCUUCGUCCACCUCGGCAACCCCGACUACGUGGAUGGCAAGGUGAACUUCUCCAAGCGCUGGCAGCAGUUCAACAUCCUGGACAGCAUGCGCUGCUUCCAGCAGGCGCACUACGACAUCCGGAGGAAUGACGACAUCAUCAACUUCUUCAAUGACUUUAGCGACCAUUUGGCCGAGGAGGCUCUGUGGGAACUGUCUCUGAAAAUCAAGCCCAGGAACAUAACCCGGAGGAAGACAGACCGGGAGGAGAAGACCUAGGAGCGGCACCUGCCGGGACCAGACGCUCAGGAGGCCCGGAGAGGACUCAGACUGCCCGGCUCGGCCCGGCUCCCUUCCUGCAGGAGCAGCCCGAGCCCCGGCCCAGGCCCCCGCGGAGGGAGCGGAGCAGCAGGCGGCCAGGACUGAGCGCACCCGGCCCUGGUCCGGUUCCUGCUCCCCUCCCCUCCCUGUCCUCGGGCGCAGGAGGGGCCGUCGUGCAGGCUGGCAGGCUGGUGGGUACCUGCUGUCCAGCCCUGGAGCUGGGCUGCGCGUUUCACUGGAGUGGUGACGGGUGGCACUCAGCCACCCUGGAGCUGGCUGCAGACCUGUGGUGCCCUACCCCACCCGGGCCCCCUCACCGGUGUGCUGUGCAGCGCAGCCCCCGCCUGCCGCCUGCCGCCAGAGUGCCGGGGAGCAGGGGUGAGCGGGCGGGAGGGGAGGACUCGGCCACCACAGAAACACUGGUGAGGGCCACCCUCCGCGGUGCUCGCUGUGUGCCUUAACUCCCCUCCUGCCCUUCCCACCCCACCCCAGGGCCAGCAGGUCCCUCAGGAGAGCAGCUGCCUGGGAGCUUGGCGCAGAGUGGGAGGGGACCGGUCCUCCCCACGGGGGUUGACAGUCGGCUCAGCGGCCAGGUGCCCCAUGGAAGGCCCCUGCCCACCUGGCUGUACAGCCACCAACCGGGGCCAGCAGGCAGGCGAGGGUCCAGAGGUGCCACCAGCCCCGGUGCUGUUCAGUCAGGAAUGCCGGGACCUACUUCCACUUCCCUGACCCAAAUAAGGGAAGGAAGGCCAGGCCGAGAGCAGCACCUGCCCACUGCGUGCGGAAGUCUCACCCGCCAGGCACCCUGCGCCCUCCCUGGAUCUCUGAGCAGCUUUUAUCCCGGAAAACGGGGUGGUUUCCUCUCCCUCUUGGCUGUUCUGUCUGUCCUGUACAUAGGGAGGAGGAGACGUGUGAGCUGUCUCCCCGAGGCUCCCCUCUGGCAGCUGUCCUGCUGGCUGGCCGGAACCUGUCACUUUAUUAUUUAAGGAGUGUGCGUGUGCAGUCGCGGUUUAUUAACAGUAUUGUGUGGGUUGGGUUUUUAGUUUGUGCCCUCUCCCGGAAGUCCUCCCAUUUCAGCCCUGCCUCCUCCUGCCUUCACCCUCGCCAGCUCAGCGGGCGCUGCCCUGUGCGCUUGGAGCCCGGGCUGUGGGAAUGAGAUGGCCUGCCUUUCUGAGAGCCCCAGGAAGCUCCCAUGCGGCACAGCAAAGCCAGGGCUGCCCCAGCCGGGCCUGCCUGCCGAGUCCCCGUGGACACAGGUGCAUCUGUGGCAGGACCUUCCUGCCAAAGCCCGGGGGUCGGAUCAGAGCGGUGCUUGAGCAGAGUGCUCCCCGCGGUGCUUGGUGGCCUGAGCAGGGCAUCCAGGUGGAGGAGCGCGGAGACAGGGCAGCAUCCCUUGCUGACCACGUGAGGCCAGCGGGCCGUGUGUGUGUGUGUGUGUGUGUGUGUGUGUGUAUGUGUGUAACUUACCCGCCUCUGGCUGCCCCUGGGCUGUUCUGGGAGCCAAGCGAAUCCUGGGACGUUGGGCCUGCAGUGGACACGCAGACCUCUGGGUGUCGUGGAGCAGGCCCGGCUUGAGCCCCUACUCCAGCUCCCAAGCCCACGGCGCUGCGGCCGCCCCAUGAGCUCCCCAGUGUCCCAGUAUCACAGACCCCACUGGCGGUCUGACAGUGGCGUCUUCCCACAGACAUUUCAAAUGUGUAAUUUUUAUAUGAAAGAAAAAUAAACGGAUGAACGCUGCCCAGUGA